Molecule: messenger RNA, 378 nt
Organism: Dentiscutata erythropus
Lineage: Eukaryota; Fungi; Glomeromycota; Glomeromycetes; Diversisporales; Gigasporaceae
Source: the annotation of a GenBank genome assembly
AUGUCAGAAGUAAUGGUAUUGGAAGAACAAACUUCUAAUAUUCAAUCAAAUACAGUGGGGUUAAAUGAAAUAACUCCUAAGAUAGUUACUCAAACUAUAGUUAAAGAACAAGUUGAGGCUAAUCUAGAAAAAGGAAUUUCUGAUGCGCUAGAACUAAACAAAACAAGUUCAGAACAAACCAUUCCACAACACCUUAGGAAACUUCGUGGUGGAGGAGAAGAAUUUUGGAUUGAAUGUUGGAUUCUGACUUUUAUUCCACUUAUGUUCUUUAAUCUCGGCUAUUCCAUUUAUACUAUAUAUAUGUUUGUCCAUAGUGGACGUACACCUGGAAGAAUAGCAACAAUAGUCAUGAUAACUGUUUUUAUUCCAUUAUCCUGA